Messenger RNA from Rhinopithecus roxellana (golden snub-nosed monkey), 3674 nucleotides. It is a transcript of the gene RIPK1, whose product is annotated as receptor interacting serine/threonine kinase 1. Gene Ontology annotation, biological process: signal transduction; protein phosphorylation. The transcript is spliced from 11 exons. The coding region runs from base 864 to 2879 and encodes 671 amino acids. Gene Ontology annotation, molecular function: protein binding; JUN kinase kinase kinase activity; ATP binding. Lineage: Eukaryota; Metazoa; Chordata; Mammalia; Primates; Cercopithecidae. The record is from RefSeq and is a predicted model, not a curated record.
AUAAUUUUAUUACUUUCUUUUUAAUAUAACAUGAAUAGCAUGAAGUUCCAAUUUUGCUCGAGAGUUCACAAUUACCACUUUAAAGGGCUGCAAACUAAUCACAUUUCAUCCUCGACAGCCCAACUUUACAGAUGAAGGGAGAGGAAUGCUAACUUGCCUAUGCUAACCCGCAGAGCUCCGAAUCCUCCGGUAGCGCCUCCGCUGUAAUCCACCCAGUGCUUCCCUCCAGGCCCAUCUCCCUCUCGUGCGCGCGGAAGUUUCGGUUUCCUUUUACGUAGGCCGCCCCAAUCGUAAAACAAAGUCCGCGAUCCUCUAGCCCGCAAGAGAGCUCCGGGAUUCAGAUCCUGGGCGCGAGGUCCCGCGAGCGGCGGGGCGGCGCUGUCGCAGGCCUCCUCCCUGGCAAGGGCCGCGGCAGGGGGAGGAGGCAGCGCGAGCAGUCCACGCCCUCCUGCCGGGCGCGCUCGACACGGACGGCGGACGGCUGACCAGCUCCCGGAGCGCGGCGAGCCCAGAGGACCCACAGCUGGGGCGCCACAGCGCGGCCAUCCGGGCGGGGCCGAGGGAGCGCGGCGGGACUCGGCUGGACGGCGCGGCCACGGAGACGGGCGCGGUGAGCGGGCUGGCACCGCGCGGGAAAAACUCCGGGGGCCGCUGCGCUCAGUCCCGGCGACCCCCUAGUCGGGGUUCGCGCGCCGUCCCCCGGCACGCCCCGGCAAGGCUGCCGCAGCGUCGGAGUAAUCCCCAACCCUCCGCCGCGGCUUCGUCCCUCACCCAGGCCUCCAGACGUUUGCCGCGGAAACGAAAGGUACAGCUCUGACAGGGGGAGAAAAGUGGCACCAUUUUGGGUAUUCUUGAGCUUCAGAAUGCAACCAGACAUGUCCUUGAAUGUCAUGAAGAUGAAAUCCAGUGACUUCCUGGAGAGGGCAGAACUGGACAGCGGAGGCUUCGGGAAGGUGUCUCUGUGUUUCCACAGAACCCAGGGACUCGUGAUCAUGAAAACAGUGUACAAGGGGCCCAGCUGCAUUGAGCACAACGAGGCCCUCCUGGAGGAGGCGAAGAUGAUGAACAGACUGAGACACAGCCGGGUAGUAAAGCUCCUGGGCGUCAUCAUAGAGGAAGGGAACUACUCCCUGGUGAUGGAGUACAUGGAGAAGGGCAACCUGAUGCACGUGCUAAAAGCCGAGAUGAGUAUCCCGCUUUCUGUAAAAGGAAGGAUAAUUGUGGAAAUCAUUGAAGGGAUGUGCUACUUACAUGGAAAAGGCGUGAUACACAAGGACCUGAAGCCUGAAAAUAUCCUUGUUGAUGAUGACUUCCACAUUAAGAUCGCAGACCUCGGCCUUGCUUCCUUUAAGAUGUGGAGCAAACUGAGUAAAGAAGAGCACAAUGAGCUGAAGGAAGUGGACGGCGCCUCUAAGAAGAACGGCGGCACCCUCUACUACAUGGCGCCCGAGCACCUGAACGACGUCAACGCAAAGCCCACGGAGAAGUCAGAUGUGUACAGCUUUGCCGUCGUACUUUGGGCGAUAUUUGCAAAUAAGGAGCCGUAUGAAAAUGCUAUCUGUGAGCAGCAGUUGAUAGUGUGCAUAAAAUCUGGAAACAGGCCAGAUGUGGAUGAAAUCAUUGAGUACUGCCCAAGAGAAAUUAUCAGCCUCAUGAAGCUCUGCUGGGAAGCGGAUCCAGAAGCUCGGCCGACAUUUCCUGGCAUUGAAGAAAAAUUUAGGCCUUUUUAUUUAAGUCAAUUAGAAGAAAGCGUAGAAGAGGAUGUGAAGAGUUUAAAGAAAGAGUAUUCAAACCAAAAUGCAGUUGUGAAGAGAAUGCAGUCUCUCCAGCUUGAUUGUGUGGCAGUGCCUCCGAGCAGGUCAAAUUCAGCCACAGAACAGCCUGGUUCACUGCACAGUUCCCAGGGACUUGGGAUGGGUCCUGUGGAGGAGUCCUGGUUUGCCCCCUCCCUGGAGCACCGGCAAGAAGAGAAUGAACCCAGUCUGCAGAGUAAACUCCAAGAGGAAGCCAACUACCAUCUCUAUGGCAGCCGCAUGGACAGGCAGAUGAAACAGCAGCCCAGACAGAAUGUGGCUUACAACAGAGAGGAGGAAAGGAGACGAAGGGUCUCCCAUGACCCUUUUGCACAGCAAAGACCUUAUGAGAAUUUUCAGAAUACAAAGGUAAAAGGCACCGCUUAUUCUAGUGCAACCAGUCAUGGUAAUGCAGUGCACCAGCCCUCAGGGCUUACCAGCCAACCUCAAGUGCCAUAUCGGAACAAUGUAUUAUAUAGCUCCCAUGGCUUUGGAACAAGACCACUGGAUCCAGGAACAGCAGAUCCCAGAGUUUGGUAUGGGCUACUUCCAAGUCCUAUGUCUAGUCUGCAUAAAAUCCCAGUGCCUGAGACCAACUAUGUAGGAAACACGCCCACGAUGCCAUUCACCUCCUUGCCACUAACAGAUGAAUCUGUAAAAUAUGCCAUAUACAAUAGCACUGGCAUUCAGAUUGGAGCCUACAAUUAUAUGGAGGUUGGUGGGACGAGUUCAUCACUACUAGACAGCACAAAUACGAACUUUAAAGAAGAGCCAGCUUCCAAGUACCAAGCUAUCUUUGAUAAUACCACUAGUCUGACCGAUAAACACCUGGACCCAAUCAGGGAAAAUCUGGGAAAGCACUGGAAAAACUGUGCCCGUAAACUGGGCUUCACACAGUCUCAGAUUGAUGAAAUUGACCAUGACUAUGAGCGAGAUGGACUAAAAGAAAAGGUUUACCAGAUGCUCCAAAAGUGGGUGAUGAGGGAAGGCAUUAAGGGAGCCACAGUGGGGAAGCUGGCCCAGGCGCUCCACCAGUGUGCCAGGAUCGACCUUCUGAACUACUUGAUUUACGUCAGCCAGAACUAACCCUGGAUGGGCUAUGGCAGCUGAAGCGGACUCCUCACUCAGUGAAUAACCCCAGAAAGUUGGCUGCCUCAGAGCAUUCAGAAUUCUGUCCUCACUGAUGGAAGUUCUGUGUCUGCAGAAAUAUUGUUUCCUGUAUUUCAUAGCUGGGGAAUGGGGAAAGAAGUCUGCAGCAAAGGGGUUGCCCAGGCUGGUCUCAAACUUCUGGACUCAAGUGAUCCUCCUGCCUCGGCCCCUCACAGUGCUGGCAUAUCAGGCAUGAGCCACUGCACCCAGCCAACAAUCCACUCUGAGGAAAGCGUAAGCAGGAAGACCUCUUAAUGGCGUAGCACCAAUCAAAAAAUGACUCCUAAUUGGGUUUGGAAAGGGAGAGAAGAGAUAUCUGAGGAAGGUCAUUUUCUUUCAGCUUACGGCAUUUGUUUGGACGAACGGAGGCAAGAUGGCGCAGUUCUGGGUGCUUCACCGUCAACUUUCCCGAGCCGGGAAAGACACAGGUCAACUGCGCAGGCGCAACCCGCCCUCCGACGGCCGGAACCGCCUAGCCACGCCUACCGCCCGGCCGGACCCGCCUAUGUCCCGGCCACUGCCCUCCCACUCCCAGGCCCAGGACAUAAAAGCCGCUCCGGGCUGGCGCACUGCGCGAACUUCCUCAGCCCCCGCUCCUGUCGGGACUGCUUUAGGAACCUCGACCGAGAGCCCCACUGGGUGACUCCCCCGGCCUCCCCUGCCGGACCUCACCCCUCCCCUACAAAGCUGGCUGACCAAAAAAUAAAUUUGCAGUUUUGCUCCUAGCCUUGC